Molecule: messenger RNA, 639 nt
Organism: Cornus florida
Lineage: Eukaryota; Viridiplantae; Streptophyta; Magnoliopsida; Cornales; Cornaceae
Exons: 3
Coding region: 1-639 (212 amino acids)
Source: RefSeq, a predicted model, not a curated record
AUGUCUUCUCAGGGUUCUCGUCCAGCUAGGAGGGAUACCCCUACUGUGUCGGCACAGCAGUCUGGUGUUCAAAUUGGUGGUUCUGAAGCACAGGCACAGCAGGGACGUGUCUUUGCACUUGCACCGACUAAUCCAUCUCCUGGACCAGGAAGAGUCACGGUUUGCACUCCUGAAGGAGAUUGUUUCUUUUUCAUGGGAGAUCAGAGUGAUUCCCAGCCUUCAUUAUUGUAUGGAAUUCGUGGACGGAGUCGUGGUGAUUACUUCUUGGCUACUCUUUUAGCCGAAGAGGAGGAUGUUAUGGGAGAAAGUUAUCCGGCGGUUGUUCGUGAUUCUCUGAACGUGUUUCCAGAGGAUCUGACGGAGUUGCCUCCACACCGGGAAGUGGAGUUUACCAUUGAUUUGAUGCCUGGUACCGCGCCGAUUUCUAUGGCACCAUAUCGCAUGGCACUAGUUGAAUUGGAAGAGUUGAAGAAGCAACUUGAUGAUUUAAGAAUGAAGGAGGUGAAGUUCUUGGGGCACGUUGUUUCAGAAGGCAGAGUGUCCGUUGAUCCAUCGAAGAUUGAAGCUGUUUUGACUUGGGAGCAACCCAAGAAUGUGUUUGAGAUCCGCAGUUUUCUUGGUCUAGCAGGUUACUACUAG